Tachysurus fulvidraco (yellow catfish) is the source of this 5167-nucleotide messenger RNA. It is a transcript of the gene ighmbp2, whose product is annotated as immunoglobulin mu DNA binding protein 2. NCBI's taxonomy places the organism in Eukaryota, Metazoa, Chordata, Actinopteri, Siluriformes, Bagridae. The record is from RefSeq and is a predicted model, not a curated record. The transcript is spliced from 16 exons. The coding region runs from base 168 to 3161 and encodes 997 amino acids. Gene Ontology annotation, molecular function: DNA binding; RNA binding; zinc ion binding.
AAUCUACUUGUUUUUAGAAUCGACUCCUACCGAAGGAGUCGAUACUAGCUCUGUUGUGUUGCACCAGGACCAGAUAUGUGUCUGCUCACAAAAAAUACCUUUACUAACAAUCCAUAGACAUUUUCAAAUAAUCAUUUCUAGACGUGGCGACUGAACUUGUCAGAGAAAUGGAAGUUGAAAGUUUCGUUUGUAAAACGCUUGAACUCUUGCAAGAGGAGAGAGAAGCUGAGAUAGAAGAAACAAGGGCAUGGCAAAAGAAUCUGUCACUAAAAAAUCUACAACAGAAAGGAGUAUGCUUGCUGAAACUUCAAAUUGGAAGUCAGAGGACAGGAAUGCAUGGUAGACUUCUGGUUUCGUUUGAGCCUCGGAAAAGUAUCGGACCUUCACUUCUUCCCAGUCACGGUUUCGGACCUGGAGACAUUGUGGGUCUUUAUGAAUCAGAAGGAUGCAGUCAGCCUGAUCAGCUUUGCUCGGGUGUGGUAACCCGUGUGACACAGGCAUCAGUAACAGUUGCUUUUGACGAAACACAUGAUGGCCUCAACCUGGAAAGUGAUGGACUAUAUAAUAUUAUGAAGCUUGCAAAUGAUGUAACUUAUAAACGAUUGACUCGUGCUUUAAACUCUUUGAAUGGAUACAGAAGUGGUCCUGCUGCACAUCUAAUAAGUGUCCUCUUUGGCAACUCUGAGCCUGGAAUGUUGUUACAGCAGAAUGAUUUAGAGUGGAUUAAUGCUGGAUUAGACAGAUCUCAGCAGGAGGCUGUUUCAUUUGCACUCGCUCAGAAAGACGUCGCUAUCAUACACGGACCACCGGGGACGGGAAAAACCACAACUGUGGUGGAAGUUAUUCUACAGGCAGUAAAACAAGGCCAGAAGGUUUUGUGCUGUGCUCCAUCCAACGUGGCUGUGGAUAAUUUAGUGGAGCGCCUGGCUAAAUGCAAGGCUAAGGUCCUGCGCCUAGGACAUCCAGCACGUCUGCUAGAGUCGAUCCAGAAACAUUCCCUGGAUGCCGUGCUUGCACAGAGCGACAACACCAACAUCAUCGCAGAUGUCCGAAAAGACAUGGAUAAAGCCUUUAGUCAGAUAAAGAAAGUACGUGACAAAGGACAGAGAAGCAGCCUAAGGAGAGAAAUAGGAGAACUGCGAAAGGAACUAAAGAGCAGGGAGGAGAUGGCUAUCACCCAAAUCCUGAAAAGAGCCAGUGUUAUUCUGGCAACUAACACUGGAGCUAGUAAUGAUGGUCCACUGAAGCAUUUGCCAAGCGAGCAUUUCGACCUGGUGGUGAUAGAUGAAUGUGCUCAGGCUCUGGAGAGCAGCUGUUGGAUCGCACUGCUCAAAGCACGCAAGUGCAUCCUGGCGGGAGAUUACAAGCAGCUGCCACCCACAAUUAAAUCUCAGAAUGCAGCUGCUAAAGGUCUGUCUGUGAGUUUAAUGGAGCGGCUGAUUCAGAAGUACGGAGACUCGAUAGUUCGAAUGCUGACCACUCAGUACCGUAUGAACAGUGCCAUUAUGCAGUGGGCGUCAGAGCAGAUGUACCAAGGAAAACUGACCGCACAUCCUUCAGUCGAGAAACAUUUAUUGAGAGGCCUGGCUGGUGUAUCUCAUGUUGAGGAGACCAGCAUACCUUUGCUUUUAGUUGACACUGCUGGCUGUGGUCUUAAUGAAAUGGAGGACACAGAUGAACAGUCGAAAGGCAAUCAGGGUGAAGUUGAUAUAGUGGCUCUUCAUGUGAGAACCUUGACUGAGGCUGGAGUGCAGGCUAAAGACAUUGCGGUCAUUGCACCUUAUAACCUACAGGUAGAUCUGCUAAGACAGAAGCUCUCAAAUCAGUACCCGGACCUGGAGAUCAAAUCUGUAGAUGGCUUUCAAGGCAGAGAAAAGGAGGCAGUGUUGCUGUCCCUGGUUAGAUCUAAUAAAAAAGGAGAAGUUGGAUUUCUUGCGGAGGACAGAAGGAUCAACGUGGCUGUAACACGUGCCAGACGUCAGCUGGUCGUGGUAUGCGAUUCCCAGACUGUCCGAAACCAUGACUUUCUCAAAAGCUUGGUUGACUACAUGUCUGAGCAUGGCGAGGUUCGCACCGCUUUCGAGUACUUGGAGGACCUGGUGACUGAAAACUACCACUGUGAUUUUAAAGACCAACAAAAUAACAUUAAAGCAUCUUCCAGUAAAACAAAGGCAGGAAACCAACAAGGCAAAGGGGUUGAGAAGAAGUGCAAUAAAGUCUUUGAGAGAAAAAGCAAAGGAAGUGGUCAAUCAGAGGAUGAUUCCAACGUUGGCAAUAAUCUAAAGUCACGCCUUUUCAAACCAAAAGCAGACAAUCAGGUUGAGUCUCAAAUUAAGAAAGAAGAGUUGCGGCAGCAGAUGCUUAUCUUCCUGGACAACCAAAGUCAGGCAGAGCUUCAGUUUCCUUCCUCUCUGAAUUCACAUGAACGUCUGCUGGUUCACCAGAUCUGUGAGGAGCUGAAACUCAAGCAUGUGAGCAAGGGAACAGGAAAAGAGCGCCAUGUCACCGUUUCCAAACCAGUGGCAGAGCCAGAGAAGAGACUGGAAAAGGAAUCAGAGUCCACAAGUGCAGAAAUCCAGAUUCCAGAGGAACAAACAGAAAGAGAGUCCAACAAGCAAAUAGUGAAGCCUGCUGUAGAUUUGAAAAGCUUGCAUUUAGAGCGUAUGCGCCGGGAGCAAGAAAAACGGGAGGAGAAAAUUCAGAGCAAAAGACUAGAGAGAGAUCUUAAAGAAAGUAAAGGCUCAUCCACAAAGAAGAACAAAGGAAAGGGGAAAAUGAAAGCAGGGGCUGUGGACAUUGCUGCAGCUGCUACAGCUGAUGAUGAUUUUGAUGCACUCGUUGAUGCUGUGGUGAAAGCAGAAAGCGUGUGUAGCUUCAUGAAGUGUAAAGCCAGUGUGCUCACACUGGGGCAGCUGUGUGUCUACUGUAACAGACAGUACUGCCUGAGUCACCACAUACCAGAGGUCCAUGGAUGUGGAGACAAAGCAAAGGCACAGGCUCGUAUGAGAAUAAGCAAAGAGGGAGUGCUGUAUGCCGGCAGCGGACAGAAGGAUAAGUCCAUCGAUCCAAACAAAAAAGCAUACCUGCAACGCAAACUAGACUCUAAACUUAAAGACAUGGCAUGCCAAAGAAAAUCCAAAUCAAAAGAUAAAGAACACUGAGUAAUUCAGUUCUGCUUUAUAAAAUGUAUAUAUUCUAAUUAAACGAAGGAAGUAUUGUGUGUUUCACAGAAGUAGGAUACAAAUUAAAUGUUAAUUUGUCAACCUUAUGAACCUCCAUAUGGUUAGCGCAUCGCUGAUGUUUUUUUCUUCAUAAUCACACAUUGGUGUGCUUUUACAGCAUUUGGCAGACACCCUUGUCCAGAGGAACUUACAUUUUAUCAUACAACUAAGCAAUUAUUAAUUAAGGGCCUUGCUCAGGGGCCCAGCAGAGGCAAGAUUGUGGCCCUGGGGUUCAAACUCAACCUUCUGGUAGUUAAGUUUUGGUAGUUAACCACUAUGUUACCACAUCCCACAGCUUAUUGCUUAUUACUGAGGAACAGUUUAAGUAGUGCUAGGUUCGGGAGUAACAGGACAUGCAACAAUUAAACAAACAAGAAGACAUGUACAAUACAUGUAGUAGCUACACUUACUUCAUUAAGAACAUCUGUACAACUGUGCAUAAACUCACGAAGAUACAGGCUAGCAGCUUCAGUAAUGUUCACAUCAAACAUCAGUAUGGGAAAAGAUGUGGUCGUUACUCUUGGUGACAGACAGGCUGCUUUAAGUAUUUCAGAAAAUGAUGAUUUUCUGGGAUUUUUACAGAUUGGUUUAAACCAGAUUGGUUAAAGCCAACAGGAAGUAUACAGUAACUCUAAUAAGCACUAUUGAGGUGGAUGUGCUACAAAAGCAGCACUUUGGGGUUCUUUCCAGUCAGCCAAGAACAGGAAUCCCAGGCUAAAACUAAAGACUAAAACAGACUAAAAUCCUGGUCUUUAUCCAAUCUUUCAUUUCUGUGAUCCUGUGUCCACAGUAGCCUGAGAUUGUUUAUGGCUGACUAGAGUGAACCCCAAAGUGCUCCGAGUUCUUAUUGGUGUUCGAGGACCCUUCCUGUUGGCUUGAAGCAAUCUGGUAAUUUUCCUCUGUCUUCUCUCAUCAGCAACUAGCUUUUAACCUGUGACUGCCUGACUGUAUGUAUACACUGUGCUGCUGCCAAAGGAAUAGCUAAAUAUAUAACGUCGUAAAUACGUAGUUAUUCCUGAUGAAGUGCUCAGUGUGUGUAUGUCGUUAUGGAAAAAGAAGUCAUCAAUUGUAGCAAAAAAAUUUUAUUGCAAUUUCAUUAUUAAAAAAAUCCAUUGGAUAUGUCUGAAGGAACAUUCUCAUACAUUUAACAGAUAUAUCUGAUCCUAAAGCAAAAAAAAAACAUGCGUGUGUUGUAAAGAAUAAAUGGAAAGAGGUAGAUUUGUACUGGGAGUUGACAGAAUAUGAAAUUGCUACAUGUGAUUUGUUAGAAAGGAAAUUGGACAGUUUUUUGUUAUUUUGCGAACAUAGAGUAGAACUAAUAAUAAUUUGAGCAGUAAGAAAAAAAACAAAAACAAAAGAGCAGCAGCAUCUCACAUUGCUCCCAUAUAGUUACAAGAAAUGACUUGUUUUUAAGAGUAGCUGUUCAACACUAAUCUUUAAUUCACCAAAUUGGUGUCUUUAUGUUACCUGUGUGAUGGAGAACUACUAUAUUUUUCUGUGUGACUGCUGUUUAAUAUGCAUCUGAUUUGUAAUGAGCUACCUAUAUAUUUUCUGAAUAUAGCAUGCAUGCGUACAUAGCUUUGUUAAAAAUUUGCUAUUUCAAUGAAAGCGCUGUUGUGGGCAGGUAAAGCAGGAGAAAGCAAUCAUGCAGUUGUGAAAUGAUUCUACGCUCUAGUCCCUAAUGAUCCCAUGCUUUUUGGACAGAUUUUUAAAUGGCUCAUGAAGGGUUGUUAUUAAUGUGAUAUGGUAUGAUUUUGUUAAUAAUAUGUGCCUUGUUAAUUGUGGAGAUCAGUUAAAAAAAAAAUAUGCAAAGGGAUCAUCAAUGGGACUGGGAUUAAGCACCACUAGAGCACACAUCUGGUAUAGUUAACAUUUUUAGUAUAAAAUGGUAUUUUAUUUUGUCAAGAGUAAUAAUAAAGGAAUAGGAAUAAAGUGUUAAAACCCCA